AUGUCGUUGUGGGCGGCUAAGGGCUCGAGCAGACGGGCUUGGACCUCCUGGCUCACCUGCUUCUGUCUGAUCAUCUGUUAUCUGAUGGUUAUGGUCACUGCCGAGUUUGAGAAGGCAGAACAGCCCAAGAGGGGGAACGCUCUGCUUUCGAGGUACGGUCGCGCUGUUCUUUCACGAUAUGGAAAACGUUCAGCACCCAACUUUUUCGAAUCUGAUGUUCCUUUUGAUGGAAUUGCAGGUGGGUUGGGGUACGGAAGUAUAAAAGAUGAAGGGAAUUACUCAAUUCGGGACGGAUUGGACCUGGUUUAAUUAAACGGGCUUACCAUUCUGUUUACAAUGCGGAGGGAAUGCCUUGCACUAAUUUCAGGCUGGGAGCUGGGAUUGGGAGAGUAGGAAGGUCUCUGACGUCAUGUCUCAAAAACUGACCUUAUCUUUAAUGUAAUCUCAUAUUAUUUUUUCUCUUAUUAUUAGAGGGUGUUGAUUUGAAUUUAUUUCAAGAAAAUUUUGGAUUUAUUUUCAUUAAAUUUAUUUCAAUACUUGUUCGAAAACAGUUUAUCUCAUAACCUACAAGGACAUCUAUGAUGUGGUUAUCUGUCAUACUGUAUUAUCUUCCCUGAGGGUCUUGCAACUUUUGGGAGACGCUACAUAUUUUGGAUAAUUUGAUUUGGAGAUGGCUCUAUAAUCCAAUAUUAUCUUAUACUUGCGAAUGCGAAAAUAUUUUUAGAGGAAUGGUUGUUGUGCCGGCGAGCCCCGAAUGACAUGCUCCAGUGUUUGCCCACGCCCUUGUACCACUACUAA
This is a messenger RNA of Bursaphelenchus xylophilus (pine wood nematode), 798 nucleotides long. NCBI's taxonomy places the organism in Eukaryota, Metazoa, Nematoda, Chromadorea, Rhabditida, Aphelenchoididae. The record is from the annotation of a GenBank genome assembly.